Molecule: messenger RNA, 7825 nt
Organism: Diceros bicornis minor
Lineage: Eukaryota; Metazoa; Chordata; Mammalia; Perissodactyla; Rhinocerotidae
Gene: IGSF9B
Product: immunoglobulin superfamily member 9B
Exons: 20
Coding region: 182-4498 (1438 amino acids)
Biological process (GO): cell-cell adhesion
Cellular component (GO): neuron projection
Molecular function (GO): protein binding
Source: RefSeq, a predicted model, not a curated record
GCCGGGGGCUGCGCGCCGAGCCGAGCCGAGCCGCCGAGGGAUGGAGAGCCGGCAGCCGGAGCUGCAGGAGCACCGGCGCGGGGCGUAGGCGGGCGCGGGCAGGCGCUCGGGCGCGAGAAGUGUGCGGGCGCAGGAGCACUUUGCGAUAGGAUGAGGCUCUUGGCUGGCGCGCGGUAGUACUAUGAUUUGGUAUGUGGCCACUUUGAUAGCAAGUGUGAUCAGCACCCGAGGUCUCGCGGCUCAAGGUGCCCACGGCCUGCGAGAGGAGCCCGAGUUUGUGACUGCGAGAGCCGGUGAGAGCGUGGUCCUGCGAUGCGACGUGAUCCACCCGGUGACGGGACAGCCCCCGCCCUAUGUGGUGGAGUGGUUCAAGUUUGGGGUGCCCAUCCCUAUCUUCAUCAAGUUUGGCUACUAUCCCCCCCAUGUGGACCCUGAGUAUGCAGGCCGGGCGAGUCUUCAUGAUAAAGCAUCCCUGCGACUGGAGCAGGUUCGCUCUGAGGACCAGGGCUGGUACGAGUGCAAAGUGCUCAUGCUGGACCAGCAGUAUGACACCUUCCACAACGGCAGUUGGGUGCACCUCACCAUCAACGCUCCUCCCACCUUUACAGAAACACCCCCCCAGUACAUUGAGGCCAAGGAGGGUGGCAGCGUUACCAUGACCUGCACAGCUUUUGGGAACCCCAAGCCCAUUGUCACCUGGCUCAAGGAGGGGACACUCCUGGGUGCUAGUGGGAAAUACCAGGUGAGUGACGGCAGCCUGACGGUGACGUCGGUCAGUCGAGAGGACAGAGGCGCCUACACCUGUCGAGCAUACAGCAUCCAGGGGGAGGCCGUCCACACUACCCACCUGCUUGUCCAAGGGCCUCCCUUUAUAGUGUCCCCUCCUGAGAACAUCACUGUCAACAUAUCCCAGGAUGCUCUGCUCACCUGCCGGGCGGAGGCGUAUCCCGGCAACCUCACCUACACCUGGUACUGGCAGGAUGAGAACGUCUACUUCCAGAAUGACCUGAAGCUGAGAGUGCGGAUUCUGAUUGAUGGGACCCUGAUCAUCUUCCGGGUGAAGCCCGAGGAUGCAGGGAAGUACACCUGUGUCCCUAGCAACAGUCUGGGGCGCUCCCCCUCAGCCUCGGCCUACCUGACUGUGCAGUACCCAGCCCGUGUCCUCAACAUGCCCCCUGUAAUCUACGUGCCCGUGGGAAUUCAUGGUUAUAUCCGCUGCCCUGUGGACGCAGAGCCACCGGCCACUGUGGUCAAGUGGAACAAGGAUGGCCGCCCCCUGCAGGUCGAGAAGAACCUGGGCUGGACCUUGAUGGAAGAUGGUUCCAUUCGAAUUGAGGAGGCCACAGAGGAGGCUCUUGGCACUUACACCUGUGUGCCUUACAACACCUUGGGGACCAUGGGCCAGUCUGCUCCUGCGCGGCUUGUCCUGAAGGACCCCCCGUAUUUUACGGUGCUACCAGGCUGGGAGUACAGGCAGGAAGCUGGCCGGGAGCUGCUCAUCCCCUGUGCGGCCGCGGGGGACCCUUUCCCAGUCAUCACGUGGAGAAAGGUAGGGAAGCCCAGCAGAAGCAAGCACAACGCCCUGCCCAGCGGGAGCCUCCAGUUCCGAGCCCUGAGUAAGGAGGACCACGGGGAGUGGGAGUGCAUCGCCACCAACGUGGUCACCAGCAUCACUGCCAGUACCCACCUGACCGUCAUCGGCACCAGCCCCCAUGCCCCAGGCAGUGUCCGGGUCCAGGUCUCCAUGACAACUGCCAACGUGUCUUGGGAACCAGGCUAUGAUGGAGGAUUCGAGCAGACAUUCUCAGUUUGGUACGGACUUCUGAUGAAGCGGGCACAGUUCGGGCCCCAUGACUGGCUGUCUCUGCCAGUGCCACUGGGACCCAGCUGGUUGCUAGUGGAUGCCCUGGAGCCUGAGACAGCAUACCAGUUCAGCGUCCUGGCCCAGAACAAGCUGGGAACGAGCGCCUUCAGUGAGGUGGUCACUGUGAACACUUUAGCAUUCCCUGUUACAACUCCAGAACCCCUGGUGCUGGUUACCCCACCACGGUGCCUCACAGCCAAUCGGACCCAGCAGGGUGUGCUCCUGUCUUGGCUCCCACCUGCCAACCAUAGCUUUCCCAUUGACCGCUACAUCAUGGAGUUCCGUGUCGGAGAGCGCUGGGAGACGUUGGAUGAUGCCAUCCCAGGCACAGAUGGAGACUUCUUUGCCAAGGAUCUGUCACAGGACACCUGGUAUGAGUUCCGAGUUCUGGCUGUCAUGCAGGAUCUGAUCAGCGAGCCCAGCAACAUCGCCGGCGUCUCCAGCACAGACAUCUUCCCGCAGCCGGACCUGACCGACGACGGGCUAGCUCGGCCUGUGUUGGCUGGAAUCGUAGCUACCAUCUGCUUCUUGGCAGCUGCCAUCCUGUUCAGCACCCUGGCCGCCUGCUUUGUCAACAAGCAGCGCAAGCGUAAGCUCAAGCGCAAAAAAGAUCCUCCACUGUCCAUCACGCACUGCAGGAAGAGCCUAGAGUCUCCCUUGUCCUCUGGCAAGGUGAGCCCCGAGAGCAUCCGGACGCUCCGGGCCCCAUCAGAGUCCUCCGAUGACCAAGGCCAGCCAGCAGCCAAAAGGAUGCUGAGUCCCACCCGGGAGAAGGAGCUGUCCUUGUACAAGAAGACCAAGAGGGCCAUCAGCAGCAAGAAGUACAGUGUGGCCAAGGCCGAGGCUGAGGCCGAGGCCACAACGCCCAUUGAGCUUAUCAGCAGAGGUCCCGACGGCCGCUUUGUGAUGGAUCCCUCCGAGAUGGAGCCCUCGAUGAAGAGUAGGCGCAUCGAGGGCUUUCCCUUUGCGGAGGAGACGGACAUGUACCCUGAGUUUCGCCAGUCGGACGAGGAGAACGAGGACCCACUCGUGCCCACGUCUGUGGCUGCCCUGAAGUCCCAACUGACCCCUCUGUCAUCCAGCCAGGAGUCCUACCUGCCACCACCAGCAUACAGCCCUCGGUUCCAGCCCCGCGGGCUGGAGGGCCCCGGCGGCCUGGAAGGUCGGCUCCAGGCCACAGGCCAAGCCAGGCCCCCUGCCCCCCGGCCCUUCCACCAUGGCCAGUAUUAUGGGUACCUCAGCAGCAGCAGCCCUGGGGAGGUGGAGCCGCCACCUUUCUACAUGCCAGAAGUGGGCAGCCCCUUGAGCUCCGUGAUGUCUUCCCCACCCCUGCAAACCGAGGGGCCUUUUGGCCACCCCACCAUCCCUGAGGAAAAUGGAGAGAACGCUUCCAACAGCACACUGCCCUUGACUCAGACGCCCACAGGAGGGCGCUCCCCUGAGCCCUGGGGCCGGCCAGAAUUCCCUUUUGGGGGCCUGGAAACCCCGGCCAUGAUGUUCCCCCCACAGCUGCACCCCUGUGAUGUAGCCGAGAGCCUGCAGCCCAAGGCCUGCCUCCCCCGAGAACUGCCCCCCACCUCCCUCCAGGUGCCCGCGGCCUACCCGGGCAUCCUGUCUCUGGAGGCGCCAAAGGGUUGGGCAGGCAAGUCGCCAGGCAGAGGCCCUGUCCCAGUGCCCGCCGCCACCAAGUGGCAGGACAGACCUAUGCAACCUCUGGUGAGCCAAGGGCAGCUAAGACAUACCAGCCAAGGUAUGGGCAUACCUGUGUUGCCUUACCCCGAGCCGGCCGAGCCGGGGGGGCACGGCGGCCCCAGCACAUUUGGCCUGGACACCCGGUGGUAUGAGCCCCAGCCCCGGCCCCGGCCCAGCCCCCGGCAGGCCAGGCGUGCCGCCGAGCCCAGUUUACAUCAAGUGGUGCUACAGCCCUCCCGGCUCUCGCCUCUGACCCAAAGCCCCCUCAGCUCCCGCACUGGCUCCCCUGAGCUUGCCGCCCGGGCCCGGCCUCGCCCGGGCCUCCUGCAGCAGGCGGAGAUGUCCGAGAUCACCCUUCAGCCGCCAGCCGCCGUCAGCUUCUCUCGCAAGUCCACGCCAUCCACGGGUUCCCCUUCCCAGAGCAGCCGCAGCGGGAGCCCCAGCUACAGGCCUACUGUGGGCUUCACCACUCUGGCCACAGGCUACCCCUCCCCCCCGCCAGGCCCUGCCGGGCCUGGGGACAACUUGGAUGUGUUUGGACAGACGUCUUCCCCUCGAAGGAUGGGGGAGGAGCUGCUCAGACCAGAGCCCCCCCCACCACCCUUACCUACUUCAGGAACACAUCCACCUGCACCUGGGAAUACUGCUGCACCUGAGAGGCUGGAGGCUCUGAAAUACCAACGGAUAAAGAAGCCCAAAAAGGCAUCCAAGGGCUCUUUGAAGUCAAAGAAACGAUCCGACGAUUCUGCCUCCCAGCAGCUUCCAGACUCUCAGGUUCUGUGGCCUGACGAAGCUGUCUGCCUCCGGAAGAAGAAGAGACAUUCUCGGCCUGACCCCUUUGCCCGCCUGUCAGACCUGUGCCACCGCCAGCUGCCGGAGGACCAGACGGCGAUUCUCAACAGCGUGGACCACGAUGACCCCGGCCAUGCCACUCUGCUGUGACGCAGCCCAAGUCUAAGUGUUCCCAGAGCGAGAAGGCUGGGCUGAGGGUGGGGGAGGGAUGUGUGGCAAAGGGUGUGCGAGCCUCGUCUGCCUCUGUCGGCUGAGGGUUAGUUUCGAGGGCUGCUCAGACCUUUGCAUGUUCUCUCUCCAGCCAGAGCAGGAGUCUCCUCCAGCUCCUGGCCUGCUGGCCUCUCUUUGGGACAGAGGGCUGGGGGCAGACCUUUCGCCAGGGUAGGGAUCGGGAAGUGAACAGGGGCAGGGGGAGUUCUUCCUCCUCCCCACCUCUUCCCUCUUCACUAGAUUGAUUUUUCUUACCUCUUCAAAUGUCGCUGGAAGUGAAGAAGAGGAAAGCAAUGGCUUUUACUGCUCUCUGCUUCUGUUUCAGUUUUUCAACUCCUGGAAGAGGGCUGGGCUUCCAUCCCAUCAUCCAAACUCUACAUAUAUAUAGAUAUAGAUACAAAUGCAAAUGUAUGUAGUUUGUGGGUUUCUCUAUGUGUAUGUAUAUGUACAUUGGAGCAAAGUGCUGUUUAUUUCCAGGGUCAGUGAAAGAAGGAGGAAGAGGGCAGCAGACAUCGGGUUUGUGAGCAGCACUGGCAGGGAGCUGGCUGGGUGCCCUGGUGUCUGUUUUGGGCAUUCUUCCUCCUGAAACGGGAUUCAUGCCUUCUCAGCUGAAUUCACCAUUUGUCUCUCUACCUUCUCCCAUCCGGAGCAGAAUGAGAGGCUUGCCAUGAUUGCCAGCUGCCUGCUUUAGGGGUUCAGCAAGGAGUUACCACAGAACUAAACACAAGCCUUUAUUUCUUGGUUCCUGGGUGAAGAAAAGGUGGCUAGGCAAAGGCCAGACUGGCAUCUUUCUUCUGCAGUUUGGCUCAUGCUACAGAAGUAGAAGCUGCUUAGCAGCGGGGCUGAGCAGGCCCCGAUGCACAAAUUAGAGCUCAUCCGUCAGUCCCUUCUGGUCCAGCCAGGGCGAGGAGCCCUGUGGCCAAAGGGCCUCCCAUUCGGGAGCCAUCUGUGCUCAGCACCAAGCUGCCGCGGCUCUAUUUAUAUCCUGUCUGUGGCUCAGCACCCUCUGGAGUGCGGUUCCAAAGCUGCUGAUUGGAUUCCUCCUUUCCUUUUGUGGGAGCUAAUUCCCCAGAUUGAUUAAUUGCCGCUUGUGGGGAGCCCGCCUGCGACUCCCUUCCUUACUCUCCACGUACUGCCUGCUGACUCUUCUUUGCCCAGGCGCCCUCCUCCAUCCUGUGGACCUGGGCACCAAUGGGAUGGGAUCAGAUGAAGCUAGGCAGCUUCAGAUUCCUGGGUUCUAGGGGCACUCUGCACCCUCCUUCUCUUCCCCCAGUUCUGUUAAUGUGGAAUUGGCUGAGGCAUGGGAAUGAAGGUGAAAGGAGGGGUAGGUAGGGGCCUGGGCUCUGAUCCUUUCUCUGCCAAAAUCUUGUCCUAUUUCAAACUGUUAGCACCCAGAAGCUUCUGUGAGGUCAUCUUCUGUGAGGGACUAAAGAUGUAUCUCUCUCUUCCAAUAAGAUAAUGGUGCUGCCCAAGACAAGGCAGACCGCCCUGAGGGUGGUUGGGGGUGCAUCUGGUCUCUCUUGUCCCCUCUUGCUGUGCAGGAGCCUACCCUUCCAGCUGCCUGAGAAUAAAGGUGGCUAUCAGGUUCCUUGAAGUAUUUCCUUCUUGGUGCUGCUGUCUUGGUAGGUUUGGGGACAUCUACCUCUCCCCAGUUACCCUCUUGGACAUUGGCCAAGUCAAAGCAGUAGGUGCUUCUGCGAGUUCAUUGCAGUUGCCAGUGGCUCAGCCCAAUGACCUAGGCAAGGUGGGGCCUCUGAGAGCCGGGAACCUACUCCUUUCUGGGAGCUUCCAUCUUAGGGGAUGAGUUCUUCUUUGCUGCACAGACCCCGGUGCUUCCUUUCUCUCGCCUAGCGAAUGGGGACCAACUCCACCCUUGGGAUUCUGCCACACAAGUCACACAACCACAGUUCAUUUCUGAAUGUGACGGGUUGUGGCAAAAGAAGUGGAAGGGGGCAGAGUUUCUGGCCCUUGUCUUGUUGACUGCCUCAUUGUUCUGGGGCUAGGGUGGAACCUGGACUUUCUGGCUAAUGCACUUCUCUGAGCAUCCAAAUCCACUUGACUACUGGGCAGCAGCUCCAGCGAAAUGGGAGAGCAGAGAUCGGGUGACUCUGUCUUCUUUUCUGAGGCAGCACUACCUCUGCCACCAUGCCCCAAUAAGUGAUUCACGAGUACCUUUCCGGGGGCAUGUGAGGGUGCAUGUGGGGCUCCUACCGGGUCACUUUGUAGGCUUUGUCUGUACUCUCAUGGAGUGUUGUUUCUCAACCAUUGUGGAUCCUGGCUGGAAUGUGAGGCUGGGGUAGCAGGAUGAAUUAGGCCAACCUUUCUGAGCCCCGUGCUGGGAAUUCUAGGCCCUGAGGUUACAGAAGAAGAGGAGAAGAUGAAGUAGAAAGCGUUGCUUCUUUGGGAUGUCAUACAAGGCUGAGAGCCAAACUCUAAGCUGAGGUGCCUCAGACCAUGGCUGUUUUCCCCGGGACCCACCGUGAGCUGUUUUCAUGGCUGACACGGGUGCUGGCUUCUUUCUUCUCUUCUUCCUCUGGCAGUGCCCUUUCCUCAGCUCAUCAGGCCCAAUGACUGGAGCAGUGCUUUUUGCUGGCCACUGGGUGGCACCUGUGUCAGGAUGUCCCCAAGGCUAGAGAAAGGACACAAGGCCAACCUAUCUCCUGACAACCUCAGACUCGUUUCUCCUCCCAAGAGGGCUUCCUUCUUGUGACUGUAUCAUUAGAGGCCAGCAGACUUCCAGCACCCUGGGAGCUAUUUCAUCCUUGCUUUAAGGACUGUGAUGGAAAUUGGCAGAAUACAGUCCCCUUGGUCCAUGUGAUGAAGGGUAAAGAUGUCAUAGGUACACGCUUAAGUGCUGAGUGUGUGCACGUGUGUGCGGGUGUGAUUGUGAAUGUGUGCAUGGUGGGAUGUAGCCCUUUCUCGGGACCAAAUGUCCUUUGUGCUCUGCCCCUGAACAAUUGCAAUGAACACUCUUAAGCUUCCUAGGACUUUCACACUCCACUCUGUGGGAGAUCAGAUGUCUUCCAAACUUCCCCUUUUAUGGUCUGGUAGCUUUGCAGGAGAAGUAACUCAGAUAAAAACCUAUUCCUGUGUCUCAGACUUUUGUCUGACCUUCAUUCUGCAUCUUGGCUGGAAACCACAGCUGUUUCAGGGUUAGGUGAUUUGCAGACCAGAAAAAGGGUAAAAGGAUUCUAGAAGGGGCUUGAGGCUGAAAGCACUUAGGGGGAUCUGAGACUGCAAUUAUUUGGGGGAAAACAUGAGCAAUAA